Molecule: messenger RNA, 974 nt
Organism: Suillus fuscotomentosus
Lineage: Eukaryota; Fungi; Basidiomycota; Agaricomycetes; Boletales; Suillaceae
Exons: 3
Coding region: 51-974 (307 amino acids)
Source: RefSeq, a predicted model, not a curated record
CCUCAUCACUAGUCUUCCCGACUCUCAGCUGGAAACUAAUAUUCCUCAAAAUGAGCCACACCAAGAUGAGGCCUACGAAGGUGAUCAUUCAUCUCCCUCUCGCGUUCCAGUCAAUUUUUUGUGACCCAGUUGGUGUUAGCGAACUUCAACGCACAAUGGCAUCACGUUCCACACGUUCUCAAGUUAAUCAUCGGGAAAGCUCUCGUCGCGGAAGUUUACCCAAGCCUCUUAUGCCUGCCUCAGCAAAGGGCAUUGACACUCCAAGUUCAUCCUCUGUGACUUCAGCAUACGAUGGCGAUGCUUUCGAUUUUGAAGUCACGCUCAAAGACCUUGUCAGACGUCGUUGCGAAGAGUUCAUUAAGGGCCGCGAGCUUGGCGUUAUGUUCAAGGAUCUCCGUGUCGUCGGUGUCAGUGCACGUGCCUCUUUACAGCCUACCAUCGGUUCUAUGCUUAAUCCUGCUGCCACCUUGAGGAACAUUUCGGCGAUGCGCAACCCGCCUGUCAGGGAUAUUUUCUCAGGAUUCGAGGGUAUCGUUACGCCUAGUGAAAUGCUCCGUUAUAGCUCUCGGACGACCUGGCUCCGGUUGCAGCACGUUCCUAUUGCAAACCAGUGUGGGGAAUACCAUGCUGUACAAAGCGAAGUAUGCUAUGACUCCUUCACCCCCAAAGAUAUCGCAAGACAGCAUCGUGGAGAUGUGAUCUACUGUCCUGACGAUGAUGUCCACUUUCCGACCUUGACUGUAGGGCAAACCUUGUCUUUCGCCAUCAAAAUGCGUACUCCACAUGCUCGGUUCACAGACCAAACCCGUGAACAGUUUAAUCGUGAUGUAGUUGAUAUCCUCGUGCGCAUCUUCGGUCUUCGUCAUGCGCGAAACACUGUUGUCAGUGAUGCUGCUAUUCGUGGUGUUUCAGGAGGCAAAACGAAAGGUGUCUCGAUUGCAGAAGCCGCGACUGUCUUGCUGUGCCCUCGUUAG